This is a messenger RNA of Oncorhynchus nerka (sockeye salmon), 852 nucleotides long. Its product is annotated as zinc finger and BTB domain-containing protein 11-like. The transcript is spliced from 2 exons. NCBI's taxonomy places the organism in Eukaryota, Metazoa, Chordata, Actinopteri, Salmoniformes, Salmonidae. The record is from RefSeq and is a predicted model, not a curated record. The coding region runs from base 220 to 837 and encodes 205 amino acids.
CCACAUCCGGUUGUGCAGCAGCCAUUUUGUCUGUUCAUGCAAGUCCACCCCUCACGGUCAAGAACUGCGUUCCCCCUUCAAAAAUAACCUGAAAUAUUGUAUUUUUUUUGUAUAUUAUGUGGCACUUAUACGGAUUUAAAAAUUACAAGUUCGAAGAUGCCUUUCUCUUCGAAAUAAAUAGCGUAUUUUUUUUAGUUGUGUGCGCGAAUAAUUAAGGUUAUGUCGUGCGAGGAAAGCUACUUAGCCAUCAGACGCUAUCUGACUGAUGAGCGGGAGCCGUACGCACCGGGGACCCAUGGCAAUACUAAAAGAAAGAUACGUAAAGCAGCCGCUUGCUAUGUCGUGCGGAAUGGCACACUGUACUACCAGAGAAGGCAGAAGGGCCUGGAUGAAUUCACCGAGUUGGAAGUGGUGUUGCAGGCAGGACGGAGGAAGGAACUUAUCGACGAGUCACACAUUGUCACCGGAGAAGAGCACCUCAACCAGCAUCACACAUGGGAAUCAAUUUCUCAGAAGUAUUGGUGGAGAGGGAUCCUGAAGCAGGUGAAAGACUACAUGAGACAGUGUAGGCAGUGCCAGAACAGACAGGACCGGAGGGGGCUAUCGGAGGACCGGAGGGGAUCCAGACUGGUGGGCCGACCAGGGAGACCAAGGAGGGUCACAACCCCAGCCAGUGACGAUGAUGAGGUGGAGGAGGAAGAAGAGGAGGAGGAGGAGAUGGACUUGGUGACUUCCAUUCAUCACAAGACCAAGAGCUCCAGGACUGUGGCUAAACACGAACUGGUCUUUGUCAGUGAAACUAUACUGUCUAGUGUUGUCUUAGGUGUCUCUGUCUAGUGUUGUCUUAGGUCU